CAAGACACAUACCAUGAGCCCAAGAUAAGGAAAAAUGGAGGUACAGAGUGAGAAGAAGCAAGAAAGCUGUACUUGGUUAGCUUGCUGCACCAAAUCAUUUCCCAUCUCUUCACCGCCUCGAUCACCGUCCCGUGAAAAUGAAUUGCCGGACAAACAAGGCCUUGUUUUGCCAACCUCAAAGACCCAAACAGCAAGAAGACAGCCCGGUGGCUGGAAGUCCAUGCCUUUCGUCUUAGGAAACGAAACGUUCGAGAGGUUGGGGUCGAUUGGUUUGCUGGCGAACUUUAUGAUUUACUUGCUCAAUCAGUUCCACUUGGAGCAGGCAUCUGCUGCGAACAUCCUCAGCAUAUGGAUGGGUAUUACCAACUUUGCACCCUUGAUCGGUGCUUUCGUUUCUGAUGCCUACAUUGGCCGCUUCUGGACCAUUGGUUUUUCCUCCUUUGCUUCUCUUCUGGGAAUGGUAACCCUAACCCUAAUUGCAUGGAUGCCUAAACUCCACCCUGCUCCUUGCACCCCACACCAACUGCAACUCCACCAAUGUAGCCCUCCCUCCACCUCCCAGCUCUGUAUCCUCUUCACCGCUCUGGGCUUCCUCUCCGUCGGCUCCGGUGGAAUCAGACCCUGCAGCCUCCCCUUCGGCGCUGACCAGUUCGAUCCGACCACCGAAGAAGGAAGGAAAGGAAUCAACAGCUUCUUCAACUGGUACUACACCACAUUCACACUUGUCUUGAUUGUGGCUCUCACUGUGGUGGUUUACAUACAAAACAAUGUUAGCUGGGUACUAGGAUUUGGAAUACCAACUUUGUGUAUGGUGGGUUCGAUUGUGUUGUUCUUUGUUGGGACGAGGUUUUACGUGUACGUGAAACCGGAGGGAAGCGUGUUCUCUGGCAUCGCUCAGGGGCUCAUGGCGGCGUAUAAGAAGCGGAAGCUUAAACUUCCGGCAGAGGACGGGGAGGGGGAGGGGGAGGUUGAUGGUGGUGGUGGUGUUCUCUAUGACCCACCAUUGAAAGGCACCAUAGUGAGGAAGCUUCCACUCACCAAUCAGUUCAGGUUUUUGAACAAAGCUGCCAUAGAAUUGGACGGUGAAGUAAACCCUGACGGUUCUCGUUCAAAUCCAUGGCGACUUUGUAGCAUCCAACAGAUCGAAGAAGUCAAAUGCCUACUAAAAGUAAUCCCAAUAUGGGCAUCCGGUAUCAUUUGCUUUAUCGCCAUGGCACAACAAGGAACAUUCACCAUGUCCCAAGCCCUAAAAACAGAUCGUCACCUAGGGCCCCACUUUCAAAUCCCUCCGGGAACCCUCGGUGUCAUUUCUAUGAUCACUAUUGGACUCUGGGUCCCGUUCUAUGAUCGGAUUCUCGUACCCGCCCUUCGAAAAAUCACCCGUAUCGAAAGCGGAAUCACGCUCCUCCAAAGGAUCGGAAUUGGCAUUGUAUUCUCCAUUUUGGCAAUGGUUGUUGCCGGGUUGGUAGAGCGGGUAAGACGGGCCUCGGCCAUCUCGCACGGGCGGGCCGACGGCAUCGCUCCGAUAUCAGUCAUGUGGCUGGCCCCACAAUUGUGCUUGAUGGGAUUUGCUGAGGCAUUUAACAUUAUAGGGCAAAUUGAGUUUUACUACAAGGAAUUUCCAGAGAACAUGAGUAGUGUUGCCAAUGCUCUCUUCUUCUGCACUGCCGCCGGGGCGAACUACUUUAGUAGCUUGUUGAUCACCGUCGUGCACGGAACCACUGGAGGACAUGGUCGGCCGGACUGGUUGGCCAACGAUGUUAAUGCUGGCAAGAUUGAUUAUUUUUACUACCUAAUAGCGAUAUUGGGGGUUUUGAACUUGGUUUACUUCUUGAUCGUUGCUCGUCGGUACAAUUACAAGAGAAGUGUUCCAAACAUGGAGGAGAAAGGGAAACCCCACCAUGAUGUUGAGCUUGAUGCCAUUAAACAAUGAAGUCACUUUGACAAAUCUAUGUAUAAUAAGAAGAGCAAUGAUGCUCUAGAGUUUUUUUUUCUUAAAAUUUUUUGGAGUGGUGUAUUGUGUGAUUGAGAUUUAAUGAUAAGUCACAUUAAUUUUUUAACAUUAAAUCUCAACCACACAAUACACCACUUUAGAAAACUUUAAGAGAAAAACAGAUCCCUGGUCUAAUAAGAAUUCAGCUACUCUCAUAUUUAGGUGUUUAAAUUGAAGAUUCCCGUUGGAAUAUUGGAUAACGUCAUGUCAAUAUUGUACGUAAAUUAAAUGUCUUGAUUUAACAUAUAGACCCACUUGAUAUCGGCCAAA
Messenger RNA from Camellia sinensis, 2263 nucleotides. The record is from RefSeq and is a predicted model, not a curated record. NCBI's taxonomy places the organism in Eukaryota, Viridiplantae, Streptophyta, Magnoliopsida, Ericales, Theaceae.